Molecule: messenger RNA, 3092 nt
Organism: Sycon ciliatum
Lineage: Eukaryota; Metazoa; Porifera; Calcarea; Leucosolenida; Sycettidae
Product: nonsense-mediated mRNA decay factor SMG9-like
Exons: 1
Coding region: 91-1590 (499 amino acids)
Biological process (GO): nuclear-transcribed mRNA catabolic process, nonsense-mediated decay
Source: RefSeq, a predicted model, not a curated record
UGCAAUUAUUUGUUUGAAAAAGAGAAUGUGAGAAAUGGAUAUGGAUUCUCUCGAGCGGUGUUCGUAGGAGAGUGCCCUCCUUGGUGCAGGAUGAUGGAAAGAGGACUUUGGGAUUCUUCUCGUGAUACACACAGAGGUGGCAGGAAUCGUCGUGGACGUGGGGGUCGAGAUAGAGAUGGCUACCGCGGUCGUGGUCGUGGAGGUUAUUCUUAUUAUGGCAAUCAGAGUGAACUGUGGGAUGAAAAGUCUCAUAGGCCAGCUGAACCAGAGCAUUCCGAGCCGUCACCACCGGUCAUGCCAAUGCGAAUCCAAAUAAAGACCCGAUCCACAUCGCCUCCGAGACCUGCAGAAAAUGACUCAAGGGCUCCUCAGAGGAGAGUGCCAACUUUUAUGAACAAUCAUUCAGACAGCAUAGAGAAACGUGGUGGAAUUAUUGCCAGGCGGCCUAUUUUGCAAGUCGAUCCAGAGAACCAGGCGAAAAGUACCACCACGAGUUUUCACCGAUCCGCUGCUGCUAAAUGGCUGUACCAGGACGGAGGCCCCUCUUGUCACAAGCUUCUGGAUGAGAACCUUGUGUGGAAUGAUCAUGCUUCAGACAUGUUACAAAGUCAAAGCAAUUACUUGGUGGUGGGCGUCCUGGGAAGGCAGAGCGUCGGGAAGUCAACAAUCAUGUCACUUCUAGCCGGUACGCGUCCCGAACAGGUCCAGUCGCACGCUAAGCCCUUUCCGGUGGCGUCGCAGGCGUGCCUGGAGAUAGCCAGUCACCAGACGUACGGCAUUGACAUGUGCGUGACCAGCGAGCGCGUGAUACUGCUGGACACGCAGCCGCUGAUGAGUAUGUCCAUUCUGGACCGCAUGCUGUUGCAGGAACGCCAGCACGGCACGUCGGACAAUGCCGUGGAGCUGUACCGGCUGCAGUCCUACCAGAUUGCCGCGUUCCUCGUGCAGGUGUGCCACGUCGUGGUGCUCGUCCAGGACUUCACCUUCGACGUGGAGAUGCUGAAUCUGCUGGAGAUGGCCAGCCUGCUCAAGCCCAGCCUUGGCGGCCAGGGUGACUUGUCAGGGCUGGGUCACGCCACGUCGGACGUGCAGCCCCCGCAUCUGGUCCUGGUGCGCAACAAGGCGACGGCGGACGAUUUCCUGCAGGCCAACGUCAAGGCCAUGCACCAGAUGACCGAGGCGCUGAUGCGGCAUUCCAAGCUGCGCAUUCACGACCACGUGUCCUCCCUGCGCUCCGGCCAGAUCGUGUGCGACGAGAAGCAAAAGAAUGGCUCUGCCGCGGCUGUGAAUGUGUUCUUGUUACCGGUGACGGCGUCAAGUAGUGGUCAGGAAGGCAGCCAAAUCCAGGCCAAGCUAUCUCUGGUGAGCAGUAGCUCUCCAGUGCACGGCCUGGUGUAUCACGGCCACCCAUCAUUCGCUGCUGCCAGCGCUGCUCUUGUCCGCAAGAUCUUCUCCAUACGGCCGCACAAGAUCUCUCCAGCAGCGUCAGCCCUGUCCGAGAUCCAGUGGUUUGGCUUUGCCGGUCGCAUCUGGGAGGCGAUCCGUAAGAAGUCGCUGUCGGCCGACCUCAACAUUCUUCUUGCGGGGUGAUUGCGUCGUACACUACACAUAGUCAACAUGCCAACUGCUCACGCGUUACAACACGCGGUGACGUCUACGCCUUCAUGGAUCACGAAGAGUUCACGGUCGCGUGAACAGGAAGUUCGCGACGUCGAUCAUGCCUGGGCCGCUGCACUCCGCGCUUGCCGUGCCUUAUAUCGACUGCAUCCAUUUAGCGUCUGCGUACACACACCACACGUAUACAAGAUUAGCCGUCCAGCUGGCGAGGUAGCCUGCGCAGCUACUGAUGGCACGCGUGUGGUCCGUACGGCUUACGGUCAGCUGUGCGCAGUCUGGAAGCGAUUGGACCGCUAGCACUCCCAUGUGCACCCGACCCCGCUGUGUGCGGGCUAAGCCGUUCACUGACGACUGGUCACCUCUGCAGCCGGACUUUAGGUUAGUGAACUAUCCUGGCAUCUAAACGAGUCAAGUUUUGAGGUGCUGGUUUGUUUUUUGAGUAAUUGUAUCCGGGCGUCUGAGUCGUGACUGGAGAGGGUUGCAAUAUCUCGGUCCACUUGCUCUCAACUCUAGAAGGAGGGCAGAGAAGUUUUCUUGUAAUGAUUGUCUGUGCGAGACUUCGCUUUUGUCGUGAAUGUCGACAUUCAAGCUAGUCAAAGAGCUGGGAAACGAUCUGUGUUUCUCUCGCCAGCGUGAGCUUUAUCGGAAGAGUCAACAGGGGUUCCAGACUCACCUGUUAACUGUUUUCUUAUACCAUGCAUUGUAGCCGGUUUGCUACGUUUCUUGAAUGGAACGCGUUGUAUCGUGAACGUGUCCCAUACGGGUGCUCUCUGUUUGGUGCUGUGCAAUUUUUUCAAGCACACUUUGCCCCGUUUCGCUCCCUUUCCCUCUGUGUUAGGCUGGGCCUCUGUAUUAGAUCAUCCUCACUGGGUUGGUUGAUUUUUUUGCAUCACCAGCUUCACCCUUUUACUGUCUUUUCUAAGUCAUGUUCAUACCCACCGGAUUGUAGUCUUGCACUUCUGACUUUUUUAAUGUCUAGUUUUAUUCCUCGGCUACAUUUUCUUUUCACGUGUGGAAAUGUAGCACGUGUUUUUGUCGCGUUUGUAGUACAGUAUGCCAAGUGCAGUGGACUGCAUUCUCCUACAUCCGAGAGUAAACGUUAUGCACCAUCCAUGCGGCAACAGGAUUAAUUUUAAAUUUGAAACACACGAUGGAUAUCCAGUCUGGUAAUCACUUCAAGGAGUUUGUUGUCAGCUGAAGCACAUUUUCUUUUUUCUUUUCGGCAGAAUGUGUUCGUAGGCUCUUUCCUGCUGGUUUUGGUUUGCUUUUCAACGCUUAUCGUGGCUGUCAUCAUACAAUGCUGAUGUGCCUUAGCAUGAGUCUGGAUCCUAUGGUGCUGGCAUUGAACGUUUUGGUUUUACAAUGUACUUGAAGUAGCUGUUUUAACUUUUCAUGGUUUUUGUUUGCGUUGUCUACAUUGUGAAGAAGAGGUUGUCUACAUUACAGUCUGAAAUACCAGUACUCUUCGCCAUACA